Molecule: messenger RNA, 1168 nt
Organism: Orycteropus afer afer
Lineage: Eukaryota; Metazoa; Chordata; Mammalia; Tubulidentata; Orycteropodidae
Gene: CREM
Product: cAMP responsive element modulator
Biological process (GO): regulation of transcription by RNA polymerase II
Cellular component (GO): ATF4-CREB1 transcription factor complex; nucleus
Molecular function (GO): protein binding; DNA-binding transcription factor activity, RNA polymerase II-specific; RNA polymerase II cis-regulatory region sequence-specific DNA binding
Source: RefSeq, a predicted model, not a curated record
AUGACCAUGGAAACAAUUGAAUCUCAGCAGGAUGGAAGUGUAACAGAUUCUGUGGCAGAGUGCGAAUCUGCUCAUAUGCAGACUCAGACUGGUCAAAAUUCAAUCCCUACUUUAGCUCAGGUUUCUGUAGCUGGAUCAGGCACUGGAAGAGGCUCUCCAGCUGUAACUCUAGUGCAGUUACCUUCGGGCCAAACCGUACAUGUCCAGGGAGUAAUUCAGACACCACAGUCAUCGGUUAUUCAGUCACCACAAAUACAAACUGUUCAGGUAGCAACAAUUGCAGAGACAGAUGAGUCUGCAGAAUCAGAAGGUGUAAUUGAUUCUCAUAAACGUAGAGAAAUCCUUUCACGAAGACCCUCUUACAGAAAAAUACUGAAUGAACUUUCCUCUGAUGUGCCUGGUGUUCCCAAGAUUGAAGAAGAAAAAUCAGAGGAAGAAGGAACGCCACCUAACAUUGCUACCAUGGCAGUACCGACUAGCAUAUAUCAGACUAGCACGGGGCAAUACAUUGCUAUAGCGCAAGGUGGAGCAAUCCAGAUUUCUAACCCAGGAUCUGAUGGUGUUCAGGGACUACAGGCAUUAACAAUGACAAAUUCAGGAGCUCCUCCACCAGGUGCUACAAUUGUACAGUAUGCAGCACAAUCAGCUGAUGGCACACAGCAGUUCUUUGUCCCAGGCAGCCAGGUUGUUGUUCAAGAUGAGGAAACUGAACUUGCCCCAAGUCACAUGGCUGCCGCCACUGGUGACAUGCCAACUUACCAGAUCCGAGCUCCUACUACUGCUUUGCCACAGGGAGUGGUGAUGGCUGCCUCACCAGGAAGUUUGCACAGUCCCCAGCAGCUAGCCGAAGAAGCAACACGCAAACGGGAGCUGAGGCUAAUGAAAAAUAGGGAAGCUGCCCGGGAGUGUCGCAGGAAGAAGAAAGAAUAUGUCAAAUGUCUUGAAAAUCGUGUGGCUGUGCUUGAAAACCAAAACAAGACUCUCAUUGAGGAACUCAAGGCCCUCAAAGACCUUUAUUGCCAUAAAGCAGAGUAACUGUCUUUGGCUUGAACCUUAUUUACUAUGAACUCUAAUCAAGGCAGGAGAUGCAGUAAUUCUACUAAUUGCCAUGUGGACUUGUGGAAGGGACACUGGUGACCCUUAAGAAUCCAUUUUGACUUAGUGUUUG